Molecule: messenger RNA, 3520 nt
Organism: Medicago truncatula (barrel medic)
Lineage: Eukaryota; Viridiplantae; Streptophyta; Magnoliopsida; Fabales; Fabaceae
Product: transcriptional elongation regulator MINIYO
Exons: 6
Coding region: 97-3234 (1045 amino acids)
Source: RefSeq, a predicted model, not a curated record
GAUAACCAUAAUUCUGUGGUGUUGGCCUGUGCAAAGGUUGUUCAAUCUGCAUUGAGUUGUGAUGUGAAUGAGAACUACUUUGAUAUAUCAGAGAACAUGGCAACUUAUGACAAAGAUAUUUGCACAGCUCCGGUUUUCAGGAGCAGACCAGAUAUUUCUCUUGGAUUCCUUCAGGGGGGAUACUGGAAGUACAGUGCAAAACCUUCUAAUAUUCAACCUUUUAGCGAGGAUUCUAUGGAUAAUGAGAGUGACGAUAAACACACGAUUCAAGAUGAUGUAUUUGUUGCUGGACAAGAUUUUACGGCCGGUCUAGUUCGCAUGGGGAUCCUUCCUAGACUUCGUUAUCUUUUGGAGACAGAUCCUACUGCAGCUUUGGAAGAAUGUAUUGUUUCUAUACUGAUUGCCAUAGUAAGGCAUUCACCUUCAUGUGCUAAUGCAGUGCUGAAGUGCGAAAGACUUAUUCAGACAAUUGUGCAAAGAUUUACUGUUGGCAAUUUUGAAAUUCGAUCUUCCAUGAUAAAAUCUGUAAAACUCUUGAAGGUCUUGGCUCGUUUGGACCGCAAAACUUGUUUAGAGUUUAUAAAGAAUGGGUACUUCAAUGCCAUGACUUGGAACUUAUAUCAACUUCCUUUGUCCAUUGACGACUGGCUAAAGUUAGGGAAGGAAAAAUGUAAACUCAAGUCUGCACUGACCAUUGAACAAUUGCGUUUCUGGAGGGUCUGCAUUCGAUAUGGAUAUUGUGUGUCUCACUUCUCCAAGAUAUUCCCUGCCUUGUGUUUUUGGUUGGAUCUUCCUUCAUUUGAAAAGCUUACAAAAAAUAAUGUUCUGAACGAAUCUACUUGCAUAUCUAGGGAGGCAUAUCUUGUUUUGGAGUCUUUGGCCGAAAGACUUCGAAAUUUAUUUUCGCAACAGUGUCUAACAAAUCAACAUCCCGAGUCCACUGAUGAUGCAGAGUUCUGGUCUUGGAGCUAUGUUGGUCCGAUGGUUGACUUAGCCAUAAAGUGGAUUGCAAGAAGAAGUGAUCCAGAAGUAUAUAAAUUGUUCGAGGGACAGGAAGAAGGGGUGAAUCACUUCACUUUAGGAGAUCUCUCGUCAACUCCUUUGCUAUGGGUGUACGCAGCUGUGACUCAUAUGCUUUUCAGAGUUCUUGAAAAGGUGACAUUGGGGGAUGCUAUCAGCCUACAGGAAGCUAAUGGGCAUGUGCCAUGGCUUCCGAAAUUUGUCCCAAAGAUUGGACUUGAGUUGAUCAAUUAUUGGCAUUUGGGCUUUUCAGUUGCCUCUGUGACAAAAUCCGGAAGAGAUUCUGGUGAUGAAUCUUUUAUGAAGGAACUGAUUCAUUUGAGGCAGAAGGGGGAUAUUGAAAUGUCAUUGGCAUCAACCUGUUGUCUAAAUGGAAUAAUCAAUGUUAUUACUAAAAUUGAUAACCUGAUAAGGUCUGCCAAGACUGGCAUUUGUAAUCCCCCAGUCACAGAACAAAGUCUAUCGAAAGAAGGAAAAGUGCUUGAGGAAGGCAUAGUUAGUAGGUGUUUGGUUGAAUUAAGGUCUAUGCUUGAUGUUUUCACGUUUUCAGCUUCUUCAGGGUGGCAGCGAAUGCAGUCCAUUGAAAUAUUCGGCAGAGGAGGACCAGCUCCAGGCAUGGGAGUUGGAUGGGGUGCCCAUGGUGGAGGAUUUUGGUCAAAAACAGUUUUACCCGUAAAAACAGAUGCUAGAUUGCUUGUCUGUUUGCUGCAAAUUUUUGAAAAUACAUCUAAUGAUGCUCCCGAAACUGAACAAAUGACCUUCUCCAUGCAACAAGUUAACACUGCAUUGGGAUUAUGUUUAACUGCAGGACCUGCGGAUAUGGUUGUUAUAGAGAAGACAUUGGAUCUAUUGUUCCAUGUCUCUAUUUUGAAGUACCUUGACCUCUGUAUACAGAAUUUUCUCCUUAACAGGAGGGGUAAAGCCUUUGGGUGGAAAUAUGAAGAUGACGACUACAUGCACUUCAGUCGGAUGUUAUCAUCUCAUUUCAGGAGCAGAUGGUUAUCUGUAAGGGUGAAGUCUAAAGCUGUGGAUGGCAGUAGUUCUUCUGGCGUUAAGGCCACUCCAAAAGCCGAUGUGCGUUUGGAUACGAUAUAUGAAGACUCAGAUAUGUCUUCUACAACAAGUCCUUGCUGUAAUUCUUUGAUGAUAGAAUGGGCUCGACAGAACCUACCACUUCCGGUCCACUUUUACCUUAGUCCAAUCUCAACAAUUCCCCUUACCAAGCGAGCUGGUCCUCAAAAAGUUGGUAGUGUACAUAACCCACAUGAUCCCGCUAAUUUGCUUGAAGUGGCCAAAUGUGGACUUUUCUUUGUUUUAGGCAUUGAAACAAUGUCCAGUUUUAUAGGAACUGGCAUUCCUUCUCCUAUUCAGCGUGUAUCAUUGACAUGGAAGUUACAUUCAUUAUCUGUCAAUUUCCUUGUUGGAAUGGAAAUACUGGAACAAGAUCAGGGCAGGGAAACUUUUGAAGCUUUACAGGAUCUUUACGGUGAGCUUCUUGAUAAGGAGAGGUUUAACCAAAAUAAAGAAGCUAUUUCGGAUGAUAAAAAGCAUAUUGAGUUCCUGAGGUUCAAAUCCGAUAUUCACGAAAGUUACUCGACAUUUAUUGAAGAACUUGUAGAGCAGUUUUCUUCCAUAUCUUACGGUGAUCUAAUUUUUGGACGGCAAGUUUCAGUAUAUUUACACUGCUGUGUUGAAAGUUCUAUUCGACUUGCCACCUGGAAUACACUGUCUAAUGCUCGUGUUCUUGAACUUUUGCCUCCUUUAGAGAAAUGUUUUUCUGGCGCUGAAGGAUAUCUUGAACCUGCAGAGGAUAAUGAAGAGAUCUUGGAGGCUUAUGCUAAGUCAUGGGUUUCUGAUGCCCUUGACAGGGCUGAGAUUCGAGGAUCAGUUUCAUAUACUAUGGCUGUCCAUCACCUUUCCUCAUUCAUAUUUAAUGCUUGUCCUGUGGAUAAGUUAUUGCUGCGCAACAAUCUUGUUAGGUCUCUCUUGAGAGAUUAUGCUGGGAAGCAGCAACAUGAGGGAAUGUUAAUGAACCUCAUUUCGCAUAACAGGCAAUCAACAUCUAACAUGGAUGAGCAGCUGGAUGGUCUACUGCAUGAAGAGAGCUGGUUGGAGUCCAGGAUGAAAGUAUUGAUUGAGGCAUGUGAGGGAAAUUCCUCGCUUCUGAUCCAGGUAAAGAAGUUGAAGGAUGCUGCAGAGAAAAAUUCCUUGUGAAGUAUACAAGCAUGUAAAUAUAGGUCACUCAGAAAGAGCAACAAAGGGUAUUAAAUUUUGUAAGUGGAUUCUCUCAAAUGUUACUGAUUGGAGUGUAGUGACAUUUUGUAUUCCAUGAUUGACUGGUUUGGCUAUGAAGAUUGUUACUGUAGUAAAAAAAAAGGUUUCAUAUAGAUGAGCUGAAGAAUGUUACUGAAUUGGCAUAAACAUAUUACUUCAUUCUUACUCUUCAGUCUUCAUAUGAAUGGCACAUGAAUACAAUUCAUCAUUCUUCAUUUGCGCAGCA